GAGUCUGCUUUGUCCAGACCAUAGGCUGUAAAAAAAAAAAAAAAAAAAUAGGUCCAGACAUUUGAUUGGGCUUCAUCGUUUCUUCUCGGUCAGUCCUGUCACCUUCAUAGGCAGCAACUGCAACACGCCCCCUGGCGGCUGAGCUCAACCCACAGGAAGACGGAAGCAAAUGCCGUACACUUGCAAACUCAUCGCGUGAAUCACCGAGGAGGGUACAAGGGCAUGAGCCAAGAGCUCGGGACUAUGACUUCUGUGAAUAGCUCAUAAACUGUCAGUGUAUUACCUCUUUACGUCCACUCAGCGUUGCUGUAAAUCUUACAUUAACGUUUGACGCCUUUUCAUCCAUACAGACGGGAACAGAAUGGCAUCGAUUUUGCUCACCAGAUCUCGGACUCCUUUGCUGAAAACAUCUAGGUCGUUAAAGAACGAAUUCAGAAAAGGAAAGUUACCAGAAAGCACAUGCUUUAACUGCACUGCACUGCGGUUAGCCACAAACAGAUUAAUGCAGCCUUGCAGUCCUGGUGUUCUUGGAGGCAGCGUCUGGCCUCAUGCAUCAUCUGUCCUGUACCAUGACAAUUCAUCAUCACUUCAGCGCCGCUUGUCCAGGUCACCUCGUCUGUACUGUGCCAUCUUAGUACCUGACCCUGCCCUGCCUAUCCACACCCACUCCACAUACCCCAGGACGCUAGCCUGGCCACAGAACACCUCAGUUCGGUGGGUACAUACUACAGGCCGUCUCCAUGAUGAUUCGAAGGUAGAGCGUUCUUUACGUUCACUGAAGGAUCGGAAUAAAAAGCUUGAGGAGGGUGGACCGGUGUACAGCCCGACGGUAGAUGCCCAACCUGUGAGACGGACAGUACGUCAAUUUGUGAUUGAUGAGGUGAAGCAUUACUAUCACGGGUUCCGCCUACUAUGGAUGGAUACGACUAUUGCGGUGCGGAUGCUCUGGAGGGUGCUGAAUGGACACAUUCUGUCACGCCGAGAGAGGAGACAGUUCCUGAGGACGUGUGCAGAUGUCUUCCGGCUUCUGCCCUUUCUGGUCUUCAUCAUCGUCCCAUUUAUGGAGUUUCUGCUUCCUGUUGCGCUGAAACUUUUCCCUAACAUGUUGCCGUCCACCUUUGAGACCCAGUCCAAAAAGGAGGAAAGACUAAAGAAGGAGCUGAGAGUGAAGUUAGAGAUGGCCAAGUUCUUGCAGGACACAAUCGAGGAGAUUGCACUUAGAAACAAAGCCGCCAAAGGCAACGUGACCGAGGAGUUCUCCACUUUCUUUCAGAAGAUCCGUGACUCUGGAGAGAUACCCAGUAAUGAGCAGAUCAUACGUUUCUCUAAGCUGUUUGAGGAUGAACUGACCUUAGAUAACCUGACACGGCCACAGCUGGUGGCUCUGUGCAAGCUGCUGGAGUUGCAGUCCAUCGGCACCAACAAUUUCUUGCGCUUUCAGCUCAUCAUGAAACUUCGAGCCAUCCGUGCAGAUGACAAGCUGAUAGCAGAGGAAGGAGUGGACAGUCUGAAUGUGAAUGAGCUGCAGUCAGCAUGUCGUGUGAGAGGGAUGAGAGCUCUGGGUGUGACGGAAGAGAGACUGAGAGAGCAGCUUAAACAGUGGUUGGAGCUUCACCUCAAUCAGCACAUCCCCACAUCUCUGCUGCUGCUGUCCCGAGCUAUGUUCCUGCCAGACACGCUGUCCCCUGCGGACCAGCUUAAAACCACACUACAGAACCUGCCAGAGAUUGUGACUAAAGAGGCGCAGGUGAAGGUGGCAGAGCUGGACUUCUCUAAAGUGGAUAACAAAACCAAGCUGGAGGCCACGCUUCAGGAAGAGGCAGCUAUCCGGCAGGAAAACCGAGAGCGGGAGCUGGAGAGACUGGCUGAUGCUGCAGAGAAAGAAAAGGAACAGGCCGUGCGGGAGGCUGAGGUGGUGGAGUUGGAAGCAGAACGACGGGUGGAUGCAGAACAUGCGCUCUCCAGUGUAGACGUGGCCAUCCAUUCAGAAACACUACGAGAUACUGCACCGGUGCUGGAGGGUAUUAAGUUCGAGCAGUGGCAGAGGUAUCUGCGCAUUCAGGGGGAGGAGAUCACUAAGGAAGAAAUUGACAUGCUGAGUGACGCCUGCACCAAACUAAAGGAGCAGAAGAAUCUCCUCACCAAAGAGAAAGAGGAGCUGGAGGACCUGAAGGAUGAUGUGCAGGAGUACAGCGAGGACCUGGAGGAGAUCAAGCGAGAGCUGUCCAAAACAGGACAGGAGAAAGUGGUGGAGGAGUCUAAAGCAAGCCAACGUUUGUCGAAGCGAGUCAACCGCAUGAUUGGCAGAAUGGAUAAAAUUGUCACUGAGCUGGAGAAGGACAAGAUGGUGCUAGACGGACAGAUGGACAGCGGGACCACACCACCAAUUGGAUUGUUCUUUGAGAAACAUAGUGACUUGCCAAGUCUGUUCCUGUCCUACAGGGAGAAUCUGAUAAGCAUCAACGAGCUCAUUGCAGUCAUGAAGCAGAUCCAGAACAUCCCUGAACACAAGCUGCUCAGCAUCGCAGACGCACUCGAUGAAAACAAAGAUGGCAAGAUAGACAUUGAUGAUGUCUUAAAGGUGGUAGAGCUGAUCGAUAAGGAGGACAUCGAUAUCUCCACCAACCAGGUGGCAGAGAUCAUGGUGAUGCUGCAAAAGGAGGAGAAGCUGGUGGAGAAAGAGAAAGCCAAGGACAAGGUCGAGAAAGAGCAGGCAGCUAAAAUCCAAAACUAGACUUUCCGUGUAGGGAAUGGAAAAGAUCCUGAAGCUUUUGAAGCUUUUCAGGUUCAUUAAUGUGUUAAGAAGCUUCAGAGUGAGACUGAAACCAGUGCUGACCUCCCAUAUGGAUUCACACGUGUGUGUGUGUAUAUAUAUAUAUAGAACAAAAAAAGAUCAAAGAACAAACUUUGCUUUGUUCAAGGAAGACUGUUGUAUAAUGAAUGAAUUAAAACGUUUAUUUAUUAAUAACAUUACAAAAGUAAUGCACUACGGAGCCCUACACAUGACAUAUAGAAAAAAAAUAGAAAUCAUGGCCACAAAUUAAAAAUUCGUUCCCUUGUUUUAGGUAAAUAAUCCCCACAGUUGAACUAAAUUAAAAGGAGGGAACCAAGUAGUAUCAAAUUAAGUUGUGUGAAUGAAUUCUUAAUUCAUGGCCAUCAUAUCGUUUAUUAGUCAUGUGCGAGGCACCGAAAAUUCAGAGAUAAAUUUUGAAAGAAAAUGUGUUAAUUUAUUCACAAAAAUACCCUCUUAAAGGUGAAGUGUGUCAUUUCUGGCACAAAACGGACUGUUUGUUUGAGCGGCCUUGUUGAGCUGGACAUAAUAUCAUCAGCGCAACCAAUAGCUUGAGUUUGGGGUGGAACUAUCUUUGUGUCACAGAAAUCGCGCACUUCAGCUGUAAGAUGUAAAAAAUUAUUAACUUUUAUUAUUCUCAUAAUCCUACUCCCUGGCAGUGAUGUCAUUUCCUGUGAUCUGAGGACAUCUCCUCUCUUUGCACAUCACAUCACGUCACCAUCAUUCCAUUACUCAUCCAGUUUUAUUCUGUUGUAGUUUUAUUUAUUUUCAGUUCACAAUCUUCAUGAGAUUUUUUGAAUGUCGCUCAGAAGAUGUUGAAAUGUUUAUUCAAUAACCAAAGAAGCUUUGUUGCAGAUGUUAUGCUCCAUUUAUACUUGUACAUACACAUUCAAGCCACCAAGCACUGUGGCUUUGUAUCACAGCAAAAGUCUGAAGUAGAGUAUUGGGACGUAUCUCUUCAGCACUUGAGCUUUAUACAGGGCAGAAGCUUUUACACAGACUUGAAGAUGGUGGCUGAGACAAAUUCAGUUUUUGAUGUUUUUUUUUAAUUUUUAAAUUUAUUUAGCUCCUAUCUUGAAUUGAUUUCAGAAUCACAUUUACAUUGUGGCCUUCAGUAAUCAAAAUCCCUUGUCCAAAGUAAACUUAACCUGAGAUCAUAUAGCUAUAUAAAUAUGUAACAGUUCAUCAUUGCUAGUAUUUGCAUUGUAUACUAGCAGUAAAUAUCCGUCUCUGUUAGCUUGCUUGGGUUAAUGAUAUGUGGAGUAUGUUUGUAUGUGCUGGGAACCUGAAAGGGAAAAGAUGGUGGUCAGUGCAGACAGAAUCAGGGUACGGCUCAGCCUACGGUCUUUGUGACCUGGAUCAUUCCUCUCUCCUUACAUGGAGAGAGCGGCAGCAGUUGUUCUCGUAGCAGAGCACCUACAGUAACUGGAAUGUGUCGAUCAGCAUGAGACUCGCACGCUCACUGGAGUCUGGUAGCAUAGUUUCACAGGGCACAUAAGGCAGGGAAUACAUCAUCUUAACCCUAAACAUGUCAUACUGAGGGCCCAGCAUGUCUAACCUCAAAACACUGUUCCUGUGCUGUGUCUCAGACAGAGAGUCUGGGUGCCUAUUUCACAUUGUGUCCCUUAAAAGGAUAGCUCACCCAGAAAUUAAAAUUCGGUCACUAUUUGUUCACACUCAUGUCAUAACCUGUAUGAUUUUUUUUAUUACGUAGAACACAAAAUUAGAUGUUUAGGCAGAAUGUUCAUGCUGCUCUUUUCCAUUCAAGAGAAAAUAAGUCAUAUGAGGGUGAGUAAAUGUUGACAGAAUUUUCAUUUUUGGGUGAAUUGUUGGUAACUUACCUAGGGACCCCUAACUACAGUAACGGCAUUUAGGCCUUAAAAUAUUUUCAUGAAUUAGUAUUAAUAUACCGUAUGAUAGAAAAAGUCCAUGUUUGUGGUUUUUUUUUUAGUAUUUUAUGCUGACGUGUAAUUGCACUAUAAAUAUUGAGAGCUUUAUUUUUUUUUGCCCAUUUUUGGUGUGAUGAUCUAGACUCAGGAAGAUGCAUGUAAUGUCUGUUUGCACACCGAGAGAUAUUUUGAGGAAACGUACACUUGAAUUUUUAAAGUGGUAGAGGGGAAGAAGUGUGAAUAUUGUGGAAAGGUAUAAAGAUACCUUGCUUAUUGUGUUUUGUUUUGCGAUUUUUAAAUUGAGUUUUCAGAUUCGUUUAUAACAGAUGGUGCAUGUGCACAUAUAAGUGACCACAGAUGGAAGAGUGUAAAGACAUUGAUGUAAUUGCCCUUGGAAACUAAUUUACUGCUUAAGCUAAUUGAAAUGUAUUUGAUUUAUGUAUUUUCCCCUUUUUAAGGCCUGUACAUUCUUUCAUGAUAUUUUUUUUUUUGACCGUCCUGUAUUUUAGAAGGUUCAAAACCUGAAUACUGUUACGCUAGUUAACUUGUAGACUAAAUAAGGGGUAAAAAUGAGUGGUAUGUGCAAAAAAUGUUAUUGAAAAUCAGUAUGACGUAAAAUAAGAAUUUUAUUUUGUUCAUACUACCUAUGUAAAUCUAACAUUUACAUACAAGUGGAUCCAAAGUUAAAUAAAAUGAACUGAUCUUUAA
Onychostoma macrolepis is the source of this 5388-nucleotide messenger RNA. It is a transcript of the gene letm1, whose product is annotated as leucine zipper-EF-hand containing transmembrane protein 1. The coding region runs from base 362 to 2734 and encodes 790 amino acids. The transcript is spliced from 17 exons. The record is from RefSeq and is a predicted model, not a curated record. Gene Ontology annotation, cellular component: mitochondrial inner membrane. Gene Ontology annotation, biological process: intracellular monoatomic cation homeostasis. Lineage: Eukaryota; Metazoa; Chordata; Actinopteri; Cypriniformes; Cyprinidae. Gene Ontology annotation, molecular function: ribosome binding; calcium ion binding.